CAGCGGGGAGCGCAGGCGCGGCGCGGAGAGACCGGCGGAGCGGAUUCUUGAUUGGAAUUAUCAAAAUGCCACUGUGAUGAUGGAAAACAUUUCAGACUACUCGUUAAGCUCUUCUGAAAUUUCGAAAAUACUGUUAAUCACCAUACCUGAAAAUAAGACAAUUUCCUCUUCUCUCAUUGAAGACGAUCAAACCAAGUCAGACAAUGCCAUGUCAUCAGGAAUUGGUGCCCCUAAGGGAGCUGUUGAAAUUUUUCAUGAAAGUAAAAUGACAAAUACUGAAACGGUGAAUAAAGGCAUUUAUUUUAGUUACCCAUGUCGACGUCAUAGCUGUUCUGUAGUGAACAUCCCAGCACCAUGUGUGAAUAAAAUGAUUUCACACAUUGAAGAUGUGGAGUCUAAAAUACAGGAGCACUUGAAACGAUUUGAAACUUCUCUUGAAGAAUGGAGCAGAACUUCUGCGAGAGACUUAAAGGAAGAUUGGAGCAUUGCUACACAAGUGAAGGAGAGCAUGCCAGAAGGGAGAGAUGAAAAGUGUCCAGAGUUAAAGCAGGAAAUGGAAACAUUGCUAUCAGAGGCCAUCCAUCUCGUUAAAAGUCUAGAAACUGACCGAGCAGAAGCUGAAGAGGCUUUAAAACGACAAAGAUCAAGAAAGAAAAGGAUUAGCCUGAAAAUCGACGCUUGGUCAAUCUGGAAACUUCAAGAACUCCCGUUAGCUGUACAGAAAGAGCAUGAGGCUUAUUUGGGAGAUAUUAUAGAAUUACGAUGGCAUCUCGAAGACAGAGUUAAUCAACUGGAACACAUGGAGGAACAAAAGAAGAGGUUAGAAGAGGCUAAUGCAAAGGUUCAGACAGACAUAGACUACAUGCAAACACAUGGCCCUCUACUGAAUUCAAAACGUAACCAGGAGCUGGAAGCUUUGAAGGAAUGUUUUAAAAAAAAAUUUUAGAUAAUGGAACUAUACAAAAACAUUCAUUACCAACUUGAAGAAGCUAUAGACAACUAUGAAAAUUGGAAAUUGAGGGCUAAACAAGCUAAAGAAGAAAUGGAAAAGGAUAUUAUUAAUGAUGAAAAAGACAUAGAGAGAUACAAGAGAGAAAUAGAUAAACUUAACAAUCUAAGUGCUCACUACGUUACAACAAUAGAACAUGCAAAUGUUAGUGUAGAAGCCACUGAAGAGGCAGUUACUGAAGUACUGAAGGAAGCAAAGACAUCAUCAGAUGAAUUAUCUACUUUAUCAAAAACGCUGAAUGAUUUGAAAAAAGUUUAUGAACAACUAAUCUGGAAGCAAAAAGUUUAUAAAAAGCAGUAUCUAGAAGCACUUAGUACUUUUUAUGCAGUGAGAAACACAUGGGAUAUUGAGCUUUCUAAUUUUGCAAAAGAUCUUUCAGAUCUUUCAAUAGCACAUACUCAACUGACAGAAGAAAAUAAAAGAAUUGUGAUUGAAAUUGACAACAUUACAUAUCAAAUCAGUGAAAGUAUAAGGAAAAAAGAAAGCUAUGAGUCUGAAAUCCAAUCUUUGAUUAGACUGAAGGCAAAGAAUGAUAAGUUUCUCAAACAGCUCUACAAGGAGGCUUAUAGCAUUAGUGCUGUUUUUUACUUAACCAAAGUUAAAACGGACGAAUUGGAAGACAAAAUAGCAGAAGUGAGAAGAAAAUUCAAGGGCAGAGAAGAAUUCUUGAAAAAACUCACUCGAGGUGAAGUGGCUGCUGGAAUGAUGCUUCAGAAAAAGCUGUUUUCCGUUCAAGAAACCCAGAUACUUGAGAGGAAGGAGUUGCUAAAAAAGAAGGGAAUAUAUUCUUUAACACUGGCAGAAAUAGAGGAACCUUUGCUUAAACUGGAGGAAGAAGCUGAAAGAAUCAGAAAUCUCCACAAAGAACAUUCUGAAGUGUUUAACGACAUUAUUGAAAAGAAAAACUAUGUUAGAAGAAAGGUAGAAAGAACAAAGAAAAAAUUGCAGAAAAAGGGGAAGAAAUCCCGUGAUGCGCUAAUAGAAACUGGGGAUAAACGCUCAAUAAUUUUUAAAGAACUAGAUUCGACUAAAAGUAAAACAGUAAUUUUUUAUGCAAAAAUUAAUGAAUUGAAUCAGGAAAUAAAAGCAAAAGAGAAGGAAAGAAAAGCUUUUGAUGAGAAACUUAAUAUUUUAAAGAACAAAUUUUUAAGUAUGCAGUUUAAAUGUCAACAUGCUCAAGCUGUGUUUGAACAUCUCAUAAAUGAGAAAAAAGCCUGUGAAGAGAGGAUCUCUGAGGAAGAUGGGAGAUUCAGAUUGUUCCUUGCUAUGAGGCAAAAAACCCUGGCAGAUGUUAAAAAAUUGGAAGAUGAUUCACUGGAAGAAAAUCGACGUUUAGCACAAGAGUAUCAGAAGAUGCAAUUUGCUUUCCUAAGAGAAAAGAACAAUUAUUUCAGUCUCUUUGAUAGAAAUCUAUCAUUUGAAGCCUCAAUUAGAGACAAGAAACAGUUCUGUCUGCUGCAAAGAAGGAUACACACGCUGUGGCAGGAGCACUUCAGACUGGUGGUCCUCUACAGCCAGAUGAGACUGGCCAGGUUCCAGACAGACUCUCAGGAGAGUGUUCAGAAAAUAUUAGCUGUGCAGGAGGAAUCUUCAAAUUUAAUGCAACACAUCUUAGAUUUUUUCCGGACUUUGACAGAUGGCCUAUGUGAAAACGAUGGUUAAGCAAACAACCAAUGUAUCUUGGAUGCUGAAAUAAAAGACAAGAAAAGUCACACAGUUCAGAUAACAGUGUAAUUGGACAUUCACCUGUUUGCCAUUUCACACUUCCAUGGACGAAAAACUCACUCACCUCCCAGCAUGCUUUGCCACUCUUUUACUUACAGCAAAUCCAUAACAAUGAAACAGGUGACUUUCAUGCUGCUGUCAGGAACGAUCUAAUUUCAGCUCUGGGUGACUGAUUGCAAUUGGCUUUGCCUCAUCUGAUAAUUAAUCUAUGUCACCAUUAAUUGGAAGAGAGAAUAAUUACUGGCGGUGUUGACAGUGACUGUUCACUUCCCCAGAUUUCCCCAUCGUGUUGGCCCAAAUAAAGGCUUUGCGAUGCAGUACUUAAAGUUUGUGUAAACUGUAACAAUAUCUAUGCCCAUGUGACACUUUCAGACACUCUGUCUAAUGUACUUUUGUUUUUGUGUUUACCAAUCUUUUUUAGCUCACUGAGAGCUGUCUCUCUCAAUCACUCCUCAAUGUUCUAUCUUAAUUUUGUGGAAGUUUAAAGUUUUCAAUGAGCUGGAGAUGAAUGAUUAAUGAAUA
This is a messenger RNA of Tupaia belangeri chinensis (Chinese tree shrew), 3256 nucleotides long. It is a transcript of the gene CCDC178, whose product is annotated as coiled-coil domain containing 178. Lineage: Eukaryota; Metazoa; Chordata; Mammalia; Scandentia; Tupaiidae. The transcript has 22 exons. The record is from RefSeq and is a predicted model, not a curated record.